GCCGUUAUUGUUCGUAUACAGUUAUCUUGUUCUCUGCAUGCAAUGUGGAGUUUGGGGUGUAAAACCAAUUGGUGCUGAGUGGCCGAUAAGGGAAUUUCGAGCAGUAUGGGUAGCAACAGUUGCCGACAUAGACUGGCCAAUUUCUAGUCGACAUACAUCUGCUCAACAACAGAAGGAAAUGAUUGUCCUCCUUGACAAACUCCAAGAUCUCAAUUUUAAUGCGGUGGUGUUUCAAGUAAGAUGUGCUGGAGAUGCUAUGUAUCAUUCUCAGAUCGAACCCUGGAGUCGUUAUCUAACUGGGGCUCAAGGAAAAGUCCCGUCACCAUAUUAUGACCCUCUGGAUUUUGUAGUCAACGAGGCACACAAAAGAAAUAUCGAGGUACAUGCGUGGUUUAAUCCGUAUCGAGCAAAUACGUCUCCCAGUCGCAGUGGACUUGCCAAAAAUCAUAUGGCCAUCGAAUAUCCACAAUAUGCUUACACCUAUGGAAGCGAUAUAUACAUGGAUCCUGGUGCAAAACAAGUCCAGGAUCGUGCCCAUGAUGUAAUUAUGGAUGUGGUGAAACGAUAUGACGUAGAUGGUGUCCAUAUGGAUGACUAUUUUUAUCCUUAUCCAGUAUCUGGAGUCAGUUUUCCGGACAGUCAUACAUAUAAUGCUUACAGGUCGUCUGGUGGACGUUUGAGUCACGAUGACUGGAGAAGGGAAAAUGUUAAUAACUUAAUCCAACGCAUUUAUUCCAGUAUCAAAUCAUUGAAAAAUGACGUCAAAUUUGGACUGAGUCCCUUUGGAAUCUGGAAAUCUGGUUAUCCUUCUGGUAUUGUUGGGUUUUCAUCUUACGAUUCUCAGUAUGCUGACAGCAGGAAAUGGUUUAUGGAAGGAUGGGUGGACUACAUGAAUCCUCAGUUGUAUUGGAGAAUUGAUCCCCCAAAACAAAGUUACACUCAUCUCAUGGACUGGUGGCUGCAGCAGAACACAAAACAUCGCCAUUUUUACGCGGGGUGCUAUGCUGGUCGAGUUGUCAAUGGUGGUUGGCCAGUAAGUGAAAUCAGGCGACAAGUAGAGGAAUCCAGGGACAGAAAUAACAAACUCAGCUUAGGCAAUGUCUUCUUCAGUGCUAAAUAUUUCCGAGAUAAUAGUAAAGGGUUGGAUGACAUGUUUAAAAGUGAUCUGUAUACAAUUCCAGCUUUGGCCCCUGAAAUGUCUUGGUUAAAUUCAACUGUUCCUCCUCCUCCAGGUAAUGUUAAAGCCAGUGGAAACACGAUUAGCUGGAAUCCGGAUAGUUCAGGAGCUGUACGGUCUUGGGCAGUUUAUUUACAACAGGCUGAUAACUGGAAUCUAGUUAAGGUCCUGAACAAGGAUACUACUCACUAUGCGGGUUUACGUGGUCAGUACGCUAUUACUGCUGUUAAUAGAUUAUCUACUGAAAGCGAUGCUGUGAUAAUCAAUAUUAAUUCAGAUCAACCUGUUAUUGGUUAAGCCGCUC
Messenger RNA from Patella vulgata (common limpet), 1481 nucleotides. Its product is annotated as glycosyl hydrolase YngK. The transcript has 2 exons. NCBI's taxonomy places the organism in Eukaryota, Metazoa, Mollusca, Gastropoda, Patellidae. The coding region runs from base 38 to 1474 and encodes 478 amino acids. The record is from RefSeq and is a predicted model, not a curated record.